AUGAGCGAAGAGGAGCUCCCCACUGCUGUCGCCGACACUGUUCUACGCUUUCUUUGCCACGAUGACAUAGACACAGUGAAGGAGCUAUGCGCCGAUUGGUUCCCGAUCGAGUAUCCAGACUCCUGGUACAGAGACAUCACCUCCAACAAGAAAUUUUUCUCAUUGGCAGCCACAUAUCAUGGGCAAAUAGUUGGCAUGAUUGUGGCAGAAAUAAAGAGCAGGACCAAAGUACACAAAGAGGAUGGGGACAUCUUGGCAUCCAGUUUCUCGAGUGACACACAAGUGGCGUAUAUUCUUAGCCUGGGUGUGGUAAAGGAGUUCAGGAAGCAAGGGAUUGGUUCCCUGCUGCUGGAGAGCUUGAAGAGUCACAUCUCCAGCACUGCCCAGGACCUGUGUAAAGCUCUGUACCUGCAUGUCCUGACUACCAACAGCAGUGCCAUCCGCUUCUAUGAGAACCGACACUUCCAUCAGCACCACUAUCUUCCCUACUACUACUCCAUCCGUGGGGUGCUGCAGGAUGCAUACACUUAUGUCUUAUACCUUAAUGGUGGUCACCCACCCUGGACAUUCACGGACUAUAUUCAACAUCUAGGCUCUGCGCUGGCCGGUCUCAGCCCCUGCUCUCUUCCUCAGAGGAUCUACCGUCAGGCUCACACGCUGUUGAGGAGUUUGCUACCCUGGUCUGGCAUCUCUGCCAAGAGUGGCAUCGAGUACAGUCGUACCAUGUGA
Messenger RNA from Staurois parvus, 729 nucleotides. Lineage: Eukaryota; Metazoa; Chordata; Amphibia; Anura; Ranidae. The record is from the annotation of a GenBank genome assembly.